AUGAACAUGAAUGUUUUUCAGUGUCUGGUAGUAGUUUGUUUGGUAAAUAGAGUGGUCGGGGAUGUCAUAGUUGAAACUAAGUCAGGAAAAGUAGCUGGUAAAGAAGUCAAGUCAAUAAUCCGUAAUGAAAGUUACUUUUCCUUUUUAAGCAUUCCUUAUGCUGAACCCCCUAUUGGAAAACGAAGGUUUAAGCCACCGGUCCCUCAUUUAGGAUGGAAAGAUAUUUAUGACGCCAAAAAAGAACGAAAACACUGUGCUCAGCAGUUUAUACCGCAGAGAAAGGUUGAUAGAUAUGGAUUUUGGGGAGAUGAAGACUGUUUGCAUUUGAGUAUACACACUCCUAAUUUACCAACUAACCAGCAUAUGGAAAAACCUGUUAUAGUAUUUUUGUAUAAUGAAAACUUUAGGGUAUCCUAUAAUGCUACUAAAGAGUACGGACCAGACUUUUUUAUGAUAGAAGACGUUAUUUUAGUUUCUUUAAAUUACAGGCUAGGAUUCUUAGGAUUUGCAUCAUUUGAAGAUACAUUAAUUCCUGGUAAUAAUGGCAUAAGAGAUGUGUUAUUAGCUUUAAAAUGGCUAAAAGAGAAUAUUCAGUACUUUGGUGGUAACCCACAUAAUAUUACUCUUAUGGGUAAUAGUGGAGGGGCAGUUAUAGUUGAUAUAUUACUACAGAGUCCAAAAUCCAAAGGGUUGUUCAGUGCAGCAAUUUUACAAAGUGGUUCCUCUUGGCAUCCCUCUUACAUUGAUACUAAGCCAAAACAAAGAGCUAUUGCCUUAGCACAGGUACUUGAAGUGAAACCGGAAACAAGCGAGGAGCUUAUAGAAAAAUUAUCUGACAUUGAUGCAAACAAAAUCACAGAUGCAGAACUAUAUCUUAUACACCCAGAUGAAUCUAUGUCGACUCAAAGAGACAUUGUCCAAUUUGGACCUGUUGUUGAAAUUGAUCACGACGAUGCAAUAGUAUCAAAGCUUCCAGAAGAUAACUUAAAUAAACUGUCGGUACCGGUGAUGAUAGGUUUUAAUUCAAGAGAAGCAAUAGAAAUAAAUGAACGCUACCUUCAUAAUCCAGAAUACCUAAGAAUCGCUGAUAGAUAUUUUAUUAUGACAUUUCCACGAAGAGUAGACUAUCAUUUUGAUAUUAAUGCUAAAAUAUAUAAAAAAGCUAUAAAAGAAAUCAGAAAUUAUUACUUUAAUGAUGGAUAUAUAAGGGAAGAUAAACCAGGUGAAUUUUUGAAUUAUAUUGGAGAUAUCGUAAGUUUUUAUCCAAUAGAUUAUACUGUUAGAAAAUAUACAAAUACGUCCUAUGCACCUGUUUACUAUUACAUGUUUCAUUAUAGUGGCAAAUUAAACUUUCGCAAGAUAACAAGUUUAAAUGAUGCUUUGAAUAUUGAUGGCACUUGGGGAGCAUCUGUUGGUGAUGAGUUAUGUUACUUAUUUGUUUGCAAAAAAUGGAGAAAAGUGUACAAAAAUUUAUUUGAUCAAGAACACUCGGAUGAAAUAAAAGUCUUAACAAUGAUGGUUAAAUUGUACACAAAUUUUGCUAAAACUGGAAAUCCUACGCCUCCUGGAAGCAACUUUAUUUGGAAACCAGCUUCCUUAGAAAACCGAGAGUGUUUAAUCAUUAGUGACAAACUUGAAAUCAAAUCUAAUUUAUAUGAGGAAAAAAUUACAUUUUGGGAUGACUUCAUAGAAAAAUAUGAAAAGUAUGCCAUCAAUGGCGUAGUCAAAGACGCGGUCAAAAAUGAACUAUAA
Pararge aegeria (speckled wood butterfly) is the source of this 1752-nucleotide messenger RNA. RefSeq names its product esterase E4-like. NCBI's taxonomy places the organism in Eukaryota, Metazoa, Arthropoda, Insecta, Lepidoptera, Nymphalidae. The transcript is spliced from 4 exons. The coding region runs from base 1 to 1752 and encodes 583 amino acids. The record is from RefSeq and is a predicted model, not a curated record.